This is a messenger RNA of Pistacia vera, 1041 nucleotides long. RefSeq lists its product as uncharacterized. NCBI's taxonomy places the organism in Eukaryota, Viridiplantae, Streptophyta, Magnoliopsida, Sapindales, Anacardiaceae. Bases 1 to 1041 code for a protein of 346 amino acids. The transcript has 4 exons. The record is from RefSeq and is a predicted model, not a curated record. Gene Ontology annotation, molecular function: protein binding.
AUGGCCAGUGGUAACUUAAAUCCACUUUCUGUUCCUAUCCCCAUCUUUACUGGACGAAAAUAUGAUACUUGGAGGAUUAAGAUGGAGACAUAUUUUUUGUCCCAAGACUUAUGGGACAUUGUUAAUGAGGGAAUCUCUGUUCCAGACAACACCUCCACUCUAUCUGAGCGACAACAGAAGCAGUUGAAAGAAAGUAGGCAGAAAAAUGCAGCAGCACUUUACAUCCUUCUACAAGCGGUGGAGUAUGACAUUUUUUCAAAAAUUUAUGAAGUUAAGACGGCAAAAGGAGCAUGGACAGCGUUAAAAAAAGAGUUCCAAGGAAAUACACAGCCUACCGCAUUAUCAGAUGAGGAUAGGGAGCAAUGCGAGAAAUACUUGUCGCUAUAUAAAGCUAUACUCGAAGGCAACCUGGAAACUGUACAACAGAUCUGUCAUGAUAAUAAAGAGGCACUAAGAGCCAGGAUCACUGUAAACUGGGACACAGCUCUUCAUGUAGCUGUUGGGAUUGGGACAUGCAAGGCAAAUGAUAUUGUCAAGUAUCUAUUGGAUCAGAUGCCAAUUGAUGAUGACCUACUGGUAAAGAAAAAUAAAGAGGGCAACACGAUUCUUUCCGUUGCUGCAAUUGUUGGAAAUGUCCGAGCAGCCUUCAUGAUAUUGAUGAAAAAUAAACAUAAAACUUUAAUUCAAGAUUCAAACAAUUCUAAAAGAAUACCUUUGAUUGAGGCAGCUCGACAUGGCCAAAAGAAGAUGAUUGAAUUUUUAUUGCCUUUCAGCAACAGUUACUUCGAUUAUGCAGAUUUAACAGGUUUUAGUGAUGACUCUGGCGUUUCUUUCCUAAAUUCGCUUAUAAUUGCUGGAUUUUAUGGCUUGGCACUAAAAGUGCUUCAAAUACAUGGAAAUUUAGCUACGAAGCAGUUACCUACUGGUGAGUUUGUUUUGAGUACAAUAGCAGGAAAGCCAUCGGCAUUUCGGAGUGGACAACAAACAAAGCGAAAGUUUUUGCAAUUCUUCAAAGAUUAUAAAUCUGAUAAGCGUGAGUAA